Cladophialophora psammophila CBS 110553 is the source of this 1263-nucleotide messenger RNA. RefSeq names its product dCMP deaminase. Gene Ontology annotation, molecular function: zinc ion binding; hydrolase activity. Lineage: Eukaryota; Fungi; Ascomycota; Eurotiomycetes; Chaetothyriales; Herpotrichiellaceae. The transcript has 3 exons. The record is from RefSeq and is a predicted model, not a curated record. The coding region runs from base 1 to 1263 and encodes 420 amino acids.
AUGCUAAUCGGCAUCUGCGGCUCCAUCUGCUCAGGCAAACACACCACAGCCGAAUACCUAGUCCAGCACCACGGCUUCCUCCGCCUCCAUCUCCCCACGCCCGCACAGUUCCAACCAUCGUCCCCGCCGUCGCCAUGGCCAUGGACAUCAUUGCCAGUUUCAGAUCACUCGCCGGACUACCUCCGCCUCCUGCCCAGCAUCACCGACCAAAUCGGCACGCGCGGCCUCUCCUUCCCCGACGUCGAAUCGCUCUUAGACUUCGUCACCAAGCGAUGGCGUGAGCACUGGGUUCUGACGGACAUUUAUGACGAAGCGACCCUGGAAAUCCUUUUGAGGAGGCCAUUUUUUCUGCUGGUGAACGUGGAUGCGCCGGUUGGGACCCGGUUCGAGAGGUUUAAUGAGCGGUGUCAAACCCGCAAACUCGCACCCAUGUCCCUGACCGACUUUGUCUUCUACAAUGACCUUAAACUGUACGGGUCUCGCGCCGGGGCCGAUUCUUUCUCCUCCUCUGACUCUCAGCGCUCCGCGGCAACGACAAACGCCGCCGUCGAGGAUGAUCCGACUCAGAACCAUUCCUCGCCGCGAACGGCGCUCCUCCCGCUCCUGUCCCACGCGCACCUGUCCAUCCUCAACUCCUUCCCCAGCAUCUCUGCGUACCACGCCUUCCUCGCAACGCUCGACCUCCCAUCCCCGCUCCGCCUACGGCCGACGUGGGACGCAUACUUCAUGACGCUGGCCCACCUGGCGUCACACCGAUCGAACUGCAUGAAGCGGCGCGUGGGGUGUGUGCUCGUGCACAACGCCCGCAUCAUCAGCACGGGCUACAACGGCACACCCAGGGGUCUUGUGAACUGCAACGAAGGAGGGUGUCCGCGGUGCAACGGCUCGGGAAACUCGGGCGGCAUCGCCCUCAGCACCUGCCUGUGCCUGCACGCCGAGGAGAACGCGCUGCUCGAGGCCGGUCGCGAGCGGAUCAGGGAAGGCGCCGUGCUCUACUGCGACACAUGCCCGUGCUUGACUUGCUCGGUCAAGAUCGCCCAGGUCGGCGUCAAAGAGGUCGUCUACAGCCAGACUUAUAACAUGGACGAGGCCAGUCGGAAAGUCUUGCGCGAGGCUGGGGUCGUGCUGAGGCAGUUCGUGCCCAAGAGGAGCGGACUUGUCGGCUUUGAUCUAACAGGAACGGACGAGUUGGGCAAUGACCUGGGCGGAAGCGGAGGGAGGGACGGGAGAGAGAUGGUCGUUUUGAAUGGCAAAAAGCCGUGA